AUCAGUAUCAACACUUCUGUCAGUUGGUUACUUAGUCUCAUAGUGUAUAAUAUAAAUAAGUGUAUAUAUAUAAAUUUCUUGCGUACAUGAACAAUAUUUGUCAUCAAAUAUUCCAGUGUCAUGGUCAAAAGUAAUGUAUUAUUUCCACGUUCGCAAGUUAUUUUCUAAAUUCAAUUUUAUACAAUAUGGACCGGGUGAAAAAUAAAAAAUUAAAUAGUCUUCUUAGUGACAUGUCAUCCGUACAUUUAUUACAUAGCAAAUUUAAUAAUAAUAACACUAGGUUAUUUUAAAAAUACAAAUAAAUUAUUUCGUACAAAUAAACACAAACAAUUACCUGAUUAUUUAUUCCCAGACGUUUACUGAGUCACCUGAGUUACACAAGUGAAAGUGUUAUUUUAUUAGCUGGAAUAUUAUUGUGAAAAUAUAAUUAACAAAAAAUACAAUGGCUUCUAAACAAAGUCCCGCUAAAGUUACCUUGGGAAUGAUAAAAGGUAAACCAAUAACUACGUCUGUACCUGUAAUAAAAUACCACGCUAGUGACGACGAGCUAGAAGAACUUUACCCGAGCACCGACGAAGAAAAGCCAAAGACCCCCGAAUCAGAGAGAACAUCCCCAAAAUCGAGUCCGUUCAAAAUAAAAAAACUAAAGUCCGACAGUACUGAAAGUAAUGACGACCUGGGUGAGCAAAGGUCCUCAAGCCUUGACUUGUCCGAAGGAGGCACGCCUCCUUCAGAUCCUUGGAAAGUGCUAUCAGACAUCCGAGGCAAGAUAACAAAGACAUUCGAAGAAAAGCUGUCUGAAAUAAAGAGCGAGAAGAAGAACAAGAGCCGCAGCAGGGAGAACUCCAGCGUGAGCGACCCCGAGGACCUGGGGGACGUAACGCCGACUGAAGAUGUCUCGGAGAAAGUUGAGAGAGAAUCUCCGUCGCCUUCUAAAAGCAGCAAGCCGUCUAAGAGCCACAGGUUCAGGUUCUCCAAUAUAAAGACUGGGUUGAAGGCCAAGGACAAGGCUCGCGAAGAAAGCAUCGAGAGCGGAGUCGAAGCUGCCGAGCUGGUGGAGGUCGACUCCAUGUCGCAGUCCAACAUUUCUAGGGGUCAGGAAACUUCGGAAAUUUCUAGCACUUGCACAGUUAAACAUUUAGCGUACUCGAGGUUGGUUAAUGAUCCUGUAAGACAGCCUGUAAGAGAAUUCUCCAAGCCUGGGAUGAUAAUAACAGAGCUGAAGAGUUACUUGUUGUCUAGAAUAUUUGGACUUUUGGUAUUUCUAGGAUUGAUUAGUUACUUAGUACCUAUUUUAGCUCUAGCUACUGGCAUUUUUGCUGGUAGUAUUGUUGUUAUCACAGUACAAAGAAUGAUUAGCAGAGUUAGCAAGGUUGUUGCGAUGCCGGUUGAGAUAGAAGACUCUCAGAAGCUGGGGAAUAUUCCAGUGCUGGAGAUUCCUGCGGUGGAAGAGUACGCGGUGGUUGAUAAAUUCGAGGGGUGGCUCAAUGAGCUCCCGUACAAUUAUGAUCCGGAAAAUUAUCACGUCGCCAGGACUCAGUCUGUCUAUUUUAAGCUUGAGGGGGAUUCUUUGAGGGUCAGUGAGACCAGGACGAGGAUUCCUAAGCGAGCUGUCUGGAACGAGCCCCAGCCGACUGCUAAAUUCACGCGCAGAAGAGUCUACUCUUUGGUUGGAGCCAAAGUUGAGUUAUUACCCGAGGGUUUGACUCGCAGGCGGAGAUGGAGCAAAAAAUAUCCCAUAUGCGUAACAUUAGGCCGCGAGGGUGUCGUUGAAAAUAUAACACUCGAGACGCCGUCUGACGAUGAAUUACUUACUGAGACUGAGAAGGAUAAGUUAAUUGUCGAGGAGGAUGAAACAGACGACGAUUUGUCUUUUUCGAAAGAUACUAAAGAUGUAUUUGAAGAUUGUCAUGAUGAUGUUGAGGAUCUCAGGUCCAAGUUGUUUUUUUUUGGAAGAACAGACCGGCAAAAAGAGGAUUGGUACAGACGACUUGUUUUAGCAACAAGAUCGUUUAACAAACGUAAUUCGAUACCGUCCACCAAGGAACUUACGUCAUCGUCAAGUAACUUGUCACUAUCACAAGCUUCGAGUGAUCCGAAAAAUUCAACCACAAUACCGAUUAAUGUUGAUAUUCCUCCGGAAUUAUCAUUUCAUUCUUAUAUGUCACGAUAUGCUGAUACUUCAACACCAACAGAUUCCAGUGGUUCGCUUUCCGAAGUAGAGGUCCUGUGGCUAAAUGCAUUAUUCGGUCGAAUACUAUUCGACUUACACAAAUCAUCAGACAUGAUAAAUGUCCUACAGGAUAAAAUCCAGCGAAAAUUGUCGAACAUCAAGCUCCCGUAUUUUAUGGAAAGUUUGAUGAUUUCAGAGCUGGUAAUCGGUCAAGGAGCGCCAUUCAUCCACAAAGCUACCAAGCCGGUGGUCGAUGAAAGAGGACUGUGGAUUGACUUGAAUGUCACCUACGAGUGUGGGUUGACAAUGACAGUUGAAACCAAGUUGAAUUUGAUGAAAUUGACCCGAGCUGGCUCUGUAGUAAAUAAUCCUAAUGACAGUAAUGGUAAUGAGUCGCCCAAGCCUGCCAAAUCUCCAAUGUUCGAUAGUGACGUUGAAGACAGUCCUGAAACCUCGACUGAAGAUGAAGAGAGCAUAAAUAUGCCAGCUAGUACUCGCGAAUCAACACCCUCUCAAUCUUCCGGACGAAAGUUUCUCAGCAUGGUCGAUAAAUUGGCGGCGAAUAAAUACUUUCAACAUGCUGCCGAGUUGACUUACGUACGAAGAGCGAUGGAAGGAGUUUCUAAUACAGAGAUACGAUUAAUGGUUAGCGUAUCAAGUAUAGAAGGAUGUCUGUCUAUCAACAUACCACCACCCCCAUCAGACCGAGUUUGGUAUGGGUUCAAACCAAUACCCAAGAUAAAUUUAGACGCCCGGCCAGCUGUUGGUGAACGAGCAGUCAACAUUGGCUAUGUUACUAAUUGGAUCAAGACUAAGCUGUUGAAAGAGUUUGAUAAGAUUGUUGUUUUGCCAAAUAUGGAUGACUUGGUCAUACCACUUGCUCCAAAUUAUCCGUAUCAAACUUCGACAAUUUAAAUUUAUUUAUUUAAUUUUUUUUUUUUAAUACAAAAAUUUCACUGCGAGUUUUUUCACCAUUUUUUUUUAAAUCUAUUGAUGAUAAAACACUAAUCAUUAUAUACCUAUGUAUUUAUUUACUCACACGGUGAUAAUAUUUUUAUUAUGUGAUAUCACUUUAAAUUAUUUUUUAUUAAAUUAUCAAUUUUAUUGUGUAUAUAAAUUGAAAAUAUUUAAGUGAGUGAUCUGCUAUCGAAUGUUUGCAACGAAGAAACAUUGCUACUUUUUUUUAAUCAAUUUUUUUGCAUUAUAUUUAUUUUU
Cotesia glomerata is the source of this 3388-nucleotide messenger RNA. Its product is annotated as testis-expressed protein 2. NCBI's taxonomy places the organism in Eukaryota, Metazoa, Arthropoda, Insecta, Hymenoptera, Braconidae. Gene Ontology annotation, molecular function: lipid binding. The record is from RefSeq and is a predicted model, not a curated record. Gene Ontology annotation, cellular component: endoplasmic reticulum. The transcript is spliced from 8 exons. The coding region runs from base 443 to 3088 and encodes 881 amino acids.